AAUCCAAGCAACUGCAUUCAGGAUUGAACUUGGUCGCGCUCUUUUCUCUGCUCACACUCCGACUGGACUGACUGACAGUCUGGGAGUUUGGAGACGUUGGACUGAAUAAGCAGAACGAAGCACCGCUUGUUGUUUCUCAGGUUCAGAGCUUUUGGAUUUACUCUUGGAGAUGCUGAACCAAACCCGAGUCGUCAACAAGGAGGACUUCCAGGCGCCAGAUUAGCCAAACACAUUAUCACCUACCUACCUCUUUAUUUAUUUCUUCAAUCGUUUCAAGAUCCAGUUUACAAACAUGGCAUUUUUAAUGAAGAAGAAAAAGUUUAAGUUUCAAGUCCAUUUUACUCUAGAGGAGCUGACAGCAGUGCCAUUUAUAAACGGGAUGCUCUUCUGUAAAAUUCGACUUCUGGAUGGAGGAGAUUUCGUUAUCUCUUCAUCAAGGCAGGAGGUGCAGGAGAACUGUGUUCGCUGGCGAAAGAAGUUCUCCUUUGUUUGCAAGAUGAGCGCCAAUCCUGCUACAGGGGUACUGGACCCAUGCAUCUGCCGAGUGUCUGUGCGAAAGGAACUCAAGGGAGGAAAGGCUUUUUUAAAGCUGGGCUUUGCUGACCUCAACAUGGCGGAGUUUGCGGGUUCAGGCUCCACUGUGCGCUGCUGUAUACUUGAGGGCUAUGACACCAAGAACACUCGGCAGGACAACUCCAUUCUGAAGGUUACUAUUGGGAUGACCCUUCUCUCUGGAGACCCCUGUUUUAAAACGCCUCUGUGUACGGCUAAGACCACAUUACUCGCCGGUCAGGACCCGUCUCUGCAGCUGGACUGUAAGGGAGAGGGCACCGACAUCACCUCCACCCAACCCACUGGCAUUAGCGCUGGCAUCACCACCAACCGGACACUCAAACCUAGAACCUGCUCAGGUCUACCAGAAGUGUUAGAUGAGAACCUCUCCAGCCCAGAAGAGUUUCACACUGGACACUCCAGGAAUUCCAGCUAUGCCAGCCAGCAGAGCAGAGUGUCAGGCUACAGCACAGAACAUUCAGGCUCAUCCAGCCUGACAGACCUCAGCCAGCACCGGCGCAACACGUCCACCAGCAGCAGCAACACAUCAGCGGGAACUCCAACGCCAACUGAGAACUCAGCAGAGCCGGAUAAAGAGCUGGUGAAACCAGAGAAACCUCCUCGUCCUCCACGUCCAGCCAUUCUCUCUAACCGGCCAUCUAGGAGAAAGAAGGACUCGGUGGAGAAUCACCCCACCUGGGUGGAUGACACACGCAUUGACGCUGACGACAUUGUGGAGAAGAUUGUCCAAAGUCAGGAUUUCGCUGAUGUCAGCAACAACGAAGACAGCAAUUUGCGACUGUUUGUCAGUAAGGACGGUACCACUGCACUUGGCGGCAUUCAGCUCGGCAACAGGGUGUCAGCGGGUGUGUUUGAGGCCGUCGUGAUCGAGAGUCAUUAAUCUUCUAGCAUCAGCAUCAUCCUUCUUAAAAGAGCAGAUGGCCACAAGUGAGGGAUGCCAAUGCAGAUCUUUCUCACUAAAGAAAUGAUUUUACUGCC
Trichomycterus rosablanca is the source of this 1551-nucleotide messenger RNA. It is a transcript of the gene eeig1b, whose product is annotated as estrogen-induced osteoclastogenesis regulator 1b. The coding region runs from base 293 to 1453 and encodes 386 amino acids. Lineage: Eukaryota; Metazoa; Chordata; Actinopteri; Siluriformes; Trichomycteridae. The record is from RefSeq and is a predicted model, not a curated record. The transcript has 13 exons.